AUGGCCGGGUACACGCAGAGCCAAAUGCCGGGCACUGUGUGGAUGGUGCCGACGAGCAACGCCCAGGCCGCCGGAGCGGCGCCUGCCGGUGGCGGCGAGUCGAUCUGGACGUUCCCGCAACCCGGGAGCGGCGGCGGCGGCGGCUCGGCGACCGUGUACCGCGGCGUGCCGAGCGGGCUACAUUUCAUGAACAUCCCCGCGCCGAUGGCAGUGCACGCGCAGCAGCUGGGACUCGGCCAGGCCGGCGGCGGCGGAUCAGCAGCAGCGGGCGAGGGGCACAUGGGGAUCCUCGCCGCGCUCAACGCGUACCGUGGGCAGCAUGCAGCGGCGUCGGAGGUCACCGUGGCGGGGCACAAUGGAGCAGCUGAAGGGACUACUCACCAUCAACAUCAGAAUCAGCAUCAGCAUCUGCAGCACGGGGGUGGCGAGCCGAACGAGAGCAUGAGCGGCAGCGACUCGUAGGACUUCGUGACCGCUGGUCCGUUCGACAGCUUUGGCUUACCAAUUUUCGUCUUUGGAUUUGUUCUUCUUUGGUUUGUUUCUGUUCUUGACUCGAUCGCUUGUUAUGGCUUUGUUCCUUCUCCAAAUUCUUGCACGGUUCAUACGAUUGCAACUUGCAUUUCAUUGCAUCAGGGCAAAUUAUUUGCUAUAAAGUCUCUGCAAGCAGCGAGAUAGGUGGAUCGCCAAACGAUCUAAAGAACUUUCUUUUUCUCUCUUUUUAAUUUGUAUCCUCCGGAUCUUGCCAAUUAGGGUUUAAUACAAAUUCUUGGAGAGAA
Molecule: messenger RNA, 776 nt
Organism: Triticum aestivum (bread wheat)
Lineage: Eukaryota; Viridiplantae; Streptophyta; Magnoliopsida; Poales; Poaceae
Product: transcription factor TCP15
Exons: 1
Coding region: 1-462 (153 amino acids)
Source: RefSeq, a predicted model, not a curated record